AUGGAUCAAACCACAACGCAUCGAAGGACCAGCAGCGGCUCCACGGUCCGAGCAACUGCGAGCUCCCAGACAGGGGUUCAUUCUGGCUCCCAGUACACUCCAGUCACCCCGUCAGUCCGUGCGUCUCUUUGGGUACAUGACGACGCAUUCUCCUCUGAGGAUGUUCUCAUCAAUGAAGCCAUCUUGGCAGGCUCAAAUAUCCAGGAAGGCGGCUUGAUCAAGAUCUUUCCAGGUACCGAGACUUCGGAGGUCCGAGAUUUUCAAUCCCCCAACAGUGACCAGGCUGAUUCCAGGCGCAACACUGGCUCUUUGGCCGAAGCUGGAGAUUUCUCUCGCAGAGGUGACUACUACCUCUGCAUCGCCAAGUUUGCAUCUGCCGAGUUCAAGGCGAAGCAGGCCAACCUGCAAGUCUCGAUCAAGAGUAAUAUCGCGACGGCUUUCGGAUUUAGGCCGCGCUCCCACGUGCGCAUCCUCCCUGCGUCUUUCGAGGAAUCCACGGCAUCUCAUGUGGAAUUCUGCUUCAGGGAUACCUACCUCGCAAGAUCGGACAUGUGGCGUCUCGUCGGACAAGAAUUGGCGGGCACGACAGUUUACGCUGGCCAAAGAAUCACGUACUUGGGUAGCAUCAAGCUCACCGUGAAAUCUAUUCAUGUUCGAAACCACAAAGCGCCCACUGCAUAUUUUGCUGGAACCACGAUCCCAGUCUUCCGCAGUGAAGCUGCUCGGUACGUGCUCUUCAUACAAAUGUCCAGCGAAAUGUGGGAUUUUGAUUCCGAGGGUAAUGGCGAGAUCAUGUUCAACCGCGUCAUUAACGGUUUUCUUCCUGAGCUUUUUAAAAGAUGGACCGAUUUGGAUGUUCGACACCUUGUCAGCAUCGUCCUUUUUGGGCGGCUGGAAUACGAUCGCUUUGAUCUAGCACGGAAUAAGGAUAGAAGGCUAGAAACGGCACCAAUGUCAGGGUCUCCCAACAUGACGGCUCGCCAAUACCAGGACUUCUACAGGGUGGUCGUCACAGAUAUGGCCAGUGCACAAUGGACAACAAUUUUGGAUGAACUUAAAAAGGACUUUCGUGUCUUCUUAAGGGACAUUUCCCUACACACUUCCAACAAGAAGGAGAUCACAGCAGAAGACGCCAAGGCGCUACCUACGCGCAUUGCAGGCAGGCCAAGCGCCGCACUAAAGGGAAAUAUAUUGGAAGCUAUUAACAUUGCCAGCACUCAGUUCGCCCACGACUUUGAGGACCGAGACCUGAUUCGGACUGGUGUUUCAAUCGUGGUUGUCACAGCAGGGACAGGGGUUUUCGAAGUCAACCGAGAUUUGCUAAACCUAACGUCCCAAAAUUUAACCAACAAUGGCGUCGGCAUUGACAUCGUUUGUCUGUCGAGGAUGCCUUUGCACUCUGUACCUCUGUUCAAAUACCGGACUUCUGGAGUCGAGGAAUCAUCUCUGUCCGCGGUAGUUGAGGAUUUUAGCGCAACCGAACACAAAUACGGAUCUGGGCCAAGCUUUUUCGAUUCCAGCCAGCCUCGAAAACUCUCCCCAGCACUGUCAUCUACGGCCACGAAUAGCACACAGUACUUUGCGAGCUUUAUUUCAGGGCGAAGUCAUGAAUAUUCCCAGGGGUGGAGCUACGGCAUUCCGCAGUGGGUUGACCUUUCAUACUGGUCAGCCGAGGCCGAGCCCGCAGAGAUGAGAUUUCCGGAGGAGGUCCCCAAGGAUGCAGACGGUAUCUCAAAACGCAAAAAGGGCUCUUUCUUGCCUCGAGUGAGGAUGUACGAGAUCCAGAUGAUGGGGCUCAUGGAACUAGGCAUGGCAGACAUGAUCAUCCCAUUUAUGACAGAAACUCAAGCACCGCCCACAGGUUCACACAAACCCACUCCCUCGAAACGCAGACGAGCAACCGGAAGCAGGAGUCUGUCGCAUUCGCCCACUCUAUCGCGCAAGAGCCGCCUUGGCCCAGAACCUCCGCGGGUGGCCCAGGGGUUACUGUCCAUAAAUGCCAAAGCAUUGGGAGACAUAUUCGAGCGUAUGGACGGGUAUGACUCAGCAUUGUUUGAAGUACAGUCAACCGCAGAGACCAAAUCUAAAGCCAGGAAGGCAGCAAGCAACCGUCUGGUAGGGAGUGAUACCGCCUCCUCGACCCAGCCAAACAAGCUUCAGCCUGGGAACGAAGCACCAAAAUCGGGAUCCGGAUUGACGAAGGUGCUCACCAACAAGUCUUUGAAUUCGCCUUUCCGUCCACAGCUCCCGUCCCUGAUCUCGGCAGAUGCUUCAAGUCCUCUACUAGCAACUACAAAAGCCCGGGAAGCAACAAAGGUUAACCGGACGCUGAACUAUUCUUUGAGAGGGUUGGCUCCACCUGUUCGUGCUGUUGCUAGUACCGAAGUAAAUGUCACUAACGUAGAGGCUCACUCGCCAUUCGGUAACCUUGGCCACUCGCGACCGACAGCGUCGACCUCAGCUGCUAGCAUACGCUCAGUCUCCACGAACAGUGUACUUGGAGACAAGCAUAAGGAAAACUCUGCUUCUUUGGAAAGGUCAAACCCUCGGUUUUCCGGUCGGCCAGAAGACACGCCGUCGAAGCCAAUUUCGAUAAAUGCGCCUUUGCGAAAGAUUCAAGACGAUAUCCUCGCUGGAUCUCAAAGAUCAAGUUCCACAACCCGGAGAGUCCAGACCCAUCUGUCCACUUCAAAGGAUGAUCUCAGAUUGAACAAAGAAGCGGACAGCGAGUCAUCACACUCUUCGGGAAGUGAUGGAGUAAGCGACCCGGAUAGCGUAGAGCCGACUGAAAGUCAAUUCGGAGCAUCGGUCGCCAGUUCUGUCCCAAGAAGUACUCUCCCGUUUGUACGCAAUGUCAACGCAUCAAAUCCUCUGAAGCGACAUCCCGAAAGAGAGUCGUUCUUCGGCAGGUGGCAGCAUCUAUACCCUCGAAAACCACGUGCUGCUACCGUUAAGUGGAAGUCUCUGUGCACUCCUGCGUCGGUCCCUCUGACAACAGAGGAUUUUCCGACAAAGGAUGAACUUGAGAUGGAUUAUGAUACUGAAAGCUACGACGUCAUUUUGGCUAAUCCCAACGACAUGCUCGAGGAGCCCGAGUCACGCGACAUACUCCUAGGCGAGAUGUUGGCCCUGAGGUUCGCUCAUGGCUAUCAACUCGUAGUUGGACCGUGCUUACUCGAAGCCGUCGGGCCCGGUACGUGCGACACUUCUUCGUUCUUCACACCGAAUCUUGUUCGCCCUGAUGGGUCCUUUAUUGUCAUGUCAAUGGGAAACACGAUACAGAAGCUGUCCCUUGAAGCGAAAAAUCGCAUUCAGGUGACCAAGUAUAUUCGGAGACCACCAAAUGUCCAGCCUCCUUUUCCCCAAGAGAUCCACUACUAUCCCAAUAUCAGAACCAUUCUGUCAGAAGCAUACAGGAUACGAGAUAUGCAGUUCAACGGAUUUUCCGAGCAGUACCCAUGGGAAGCGGCCGACAGGUAUUUGGCUGACUUUAGGAAGCAAAAUGAUGUAGACGUCAAAGCUCUCCGCUUCUGGCGAGCAAGAUUCGUACUCAUCCCAGUGGCGCCUCCAGCCAAUUCCUGGAGGCCAACACUCUCCGAAGCUGAAGAAAGUGAAGAAGAGAUCCAUUUGCGCGGUAUUCGAGCACUAACGCAGAUGUGGCAAAAAGCACGAUAUGUGCCUCCGGACGAGAGAAGACCGGCCCACACUCGACCAGCGACCAUGAAACGGAAGGACAGAAACCCGUUAAGGAUCAAUCUCGAAACUCUGAAUCCAUCUGAAUUGGUGGCGACAGAGCUCGACAAGCUUAUCGCGGCUGAAGAGGCUGGCGAAGUACAAACCACACAGCUUCUACCCGAAGCCGAACAGUUCGAAAGGGACUCCUUCAGUCUCCCCAAGCUAGCCCAAGCCCUGCAAGGUGAAAACGGGAUUGAGAUCAAGACACGACGCUGGCAUUUGCGUCUGUACUACAGUUGCUUCAUGGGCGAAGAUCUGACAAAUUGGCUAGUGCACAAUUUCAGAGACGUUGAUACGAGGGAGGAUGCUGUAGAAUUGGGCAAUGAUCUUAUGAAAGAAAACCUUUUCGAACACGUCAAUAGCAAGCACAAUUUCAAGGACGGGAACUAUUUCUAUUCCAUCAAGCCUGAGUUUCGCACCCAGCGAACGGAAGCUAGACAGUCAUGGUUUCCCGCCAGCCGACGCUCAGACCGAUCGAUCCCCCCCACCCCGGCGACAGAACAUCCAACCCGAGAGUUGCUCAGUGGCAGGUCACGCUCGGGUUCAAACCUCGCCAACCACGGACAGGUUGCCUCUGAACUUGCGAAGACGUUGGGCGACAAGAAAAGACGAACCGUGACCUUGAGCAAGAUGAUCCGAAUCGACGUGGACACGAGAAAACGGUCCAACAGACCCGAGAUCAUCAACUUGCAUUAUGACAGACUUCACAAUCCAGAGAACUGCUAUCAUCUCGAACUGUCUUGGUUCAACGUCACUUCGAAAUUGGUCGAUGACGCUGUUGUCAGCUGGACUACACAAGCCGAGAAGUACGGGUUGAAGCUCGUUGAAGUCCCCAUCGCAGAAGCGUGUAAGGUACCUGAGCACGAACCAUUUCGUGCCGCCUACCACAUCAAGCUUGCUCUCGAGCCUCCGCAGCGCAUCUCGGUCAGCACCAUGUACUUUACAGCUGUCUCCUUCGGGCCGCAAGCGCCAGUCAAUCCCGAUAUUCACUUCUACCAAAAGGCUCUACUUAAGCGGUUCAAUUUUGUACUCGACCUCGAAGCGCCCUCGGAAUUUCCAGAAAACGUUGAGAUUAAGUACUCCUGGGGAGACUUGGACUACCGCUAUACGCAAUUCGUACACCGUUCAGGAGUCGUCCUCGCCCAAAUCACCGAUGAAGGCGACAUCCUCCUGCUGGCAAAUAGGCUUUACAACUCCCGUCAAGCAUCUACAAAAGACUCAUCUUCAAAAUUCGACAGCAGCAAGAAAGACGUCACCCCCAAUGCAUCCAGCACCACGCUACUGCGUCCUCAAACGUUAUCCUCGACUCAUUCUGCCCCCAGCAUGCAAGCCUCAGGAAUUAUCGGGUUGAACGUACAAUCUCCCCACGCCGGACCCUUUGCAUCACCACUUAUUCGCCCCCUAAAUUCGACGCCGAUUCCCCCAGUGCAGGCGGGAACAGAUACGACAACAUCCACCACUAUCACGUCCACUUCGAGCGUCUCGUUGCCCCCUCCGCCUACGACGCCAAAGGUCACGGCCGACGUGCUCGGCACGCGCCGAGCCCUCAUUGCCUCUGGGUUCACGCACUAUGUCACUCCCGAACAAAUCAAAGAUGAUCUCGAAGCCUUCUGCGGUGACAAGGACCGGUUGGAACUCUUUUACCGAGAAGUCAGCGCGACACUGCCGGCUCAGCAAGCCGCGCUGAGAGAACGCGAGCGCGACCGAGAACAUGGAGGGUACGUGGGAGGACCAUCAAUAGGAAGGGACAGAGGAUACAGAACCGCCGGUACGGGUUCGAGCUUGCUCAGGCCGAUCAGGGAGCCCGAGACGGAGAGGGCCAUUCCGGAGUUUCGAUUGCCAGACCCGUUAAACGUUGGCUUGAAGAGGAAGGACCGGACCGGGUCGGGGUCUGGUAGCGUUGGCUCGACGACCAAUUCAUGA
Molecule: messenger RNA, 5658 nt
Organism: Cladophialophora bantiana CBS 173.52
Lineage: Eukaryota; Fungi; Ascomycota; Eurotiomycetes; Chaetothyriales; Herpotrichiellaceae
Exons: 1
Coding region: 1-5658 (1885 amino acids)
Biological process (GO): negative regulation of TORC1 signaling; intracellular signal transduction; positive regulation of autophagy
Cellular component (GO): GATOR1 complex
Molecular function (GO): GTPase activator activity
Source: RefSeq, a predicted model, not a curated record